AUGACAUCCAAUCGAAUUUCCAUCUACUGUGGUUUGUUGUCGCUUCGAGCCACCGGCCUCAAGGCUUUGGACUUGGUGACGUUGCGCGAACUCGCCAAGCGGGUCAAUGUGAUACCUGUGAUAGCGAAGUCGGAUACGACAUGCAAGGAUGAGCUGAUCCGCUUCAAAAACAAGAUCAUGAGCGAGCUGCGCAGUCACAAAAUUGAAAUCUAUCAGUUUCCGACAGACGACGAAACUGUAGCCCAGGCAAAUGCUGAGAUGAACAGUGCAAUGCCGUUUGCUGUGGUAGGUAGCGGAGAUUUCGUGAAGAAGGAGAAUGGUGUUCGUGUAAGAGCGCGCCGAUAUCCAUGGGGUAUAGUUGAAGUAGAAAAUGAGCAGCACUGCGAUUUCGUGAAGCUCAGAGAAGCGCUGAUUCGCACGAACGUUGACGCUCUAAGAGAGAAAACUCAUAAUGUUUUGUAUGAAAAUUAUCGACGUGAGCGUCUACGAAGCAUGCAUAUGGGAGAUGGUGACACAGGACCGAAAAUGGUGGAGAAAUUCACUUUGAAACAGAAAGAAUACAAUGACGAGUUUGCAGUUCGUGAGGUGAAGAUCCGAGAAGAUUUUCAGAGAAGUCUGGAACAGAAAGAAGCCGAACUGAGACAGAGGGAGGAAGCGGUACGAGAUGUGAUUAUGACCGGUUUUCGUGUCCUACUAACCGUUUUUGUUCAGCUGAAUGUGCGUUCUCGUGAAGUGGAAGAUCUGGCAGCACAAGAACUACGUCGUCUUGAUAUGGAAAUCCGCACUCUUCAGGAUGAGCGUACUCGCCUCCUGGCGAAGGUUGUAAAAAAAUUGAAAAAGUAA
This is a messenger RNA of Haemonchus placei, 843 nucleotides long. NCBI's taxonomy places the organism in Eukaryota, Metazoa, Nematoda, Chromadorea, Rhabditida, Trichostrongylidae. The record is from the annotation of a GenBank genome assembly.